AUGUCGAUCCCAAUUCUUGAAUCCUUCCGGAAGAGAAAGAAAACGCCGAAAUUGUUUGGCUUCCACACUUUUGGCGACUCAGGUUGCCCCAUUACUCCCACGGGUCCUUUUCGUGAUAAUAUUCGUCUCUUUCUGCAACAAUGUGGUGAGCUUCAAGACUACAGUGUUGAAGGCAUGCCCAUUUGGUGUAUUCUUCUUGUUCACGAGUCCUCCAAUUUUGUUAUCCCUCUUUACACCAUUGAAGACACUGUAGCGCACUCUCCUCACUCCUUUUGUGAUCACUGCAAAUGCACCGGUUGGAGUAAUCACUUUGUGUCCAAACGGAAGUAUCAUGUGAUUAUACCAAAUGAUUAUCACUGGAACAAGCAUUUGAAGGAUGACGUUUUCCGUGUACACAAUCAUCUCUUGCAUGGUUUAAUUCAUUGUAAUGGAUUUGGUCAUUUGCUCUGCAUUAAUGGGAUUGAAGGAGGUUGUAAGUAUCUUUGUGGAAGAGAAAUUAUGGACCUCUGGGACCGAAUUUGUACAAUUCUUCAGGCCAGGAAAAUCACCGUUGAAGAUGUGUCAAAGAAGAAGUCCAUGGAUCUUCGCCUACUCCAUGGAGUUGCAUAUGGGCAUCCAUGGUUUGGUAGAUGGGGAUACAGAUUCUACCGUGGAAGCUUUGGAGUUGCAGAGCACAAUUACAACAGAGCAAUUGAAAUCCUUAGCUCUUUGGAACUUGAUAAUAUCAUGCAAGAUUUUCGAGACACCAAUAAGUGGAGACAAAUUAAGCAAAUAAUUCACUGCUACAGAGAUAUGAGUGAAACCCAAUUGAUCACACUGAAAGAUCUUCUCAGGUUUAUGUUAACUUUCAAGUCUUGUACUUCUACUCAGAAGAAACCAAUCAUGGCAAACAAUGCCCCUUCAUUGUCUAUCUCAAAACCUUCAAUGAGGGCAUCCCUGAGGAAUAAGUCUCUAGUUAAGGAUAAGUCUUCAAACUACAGAAAGUUUACUAAUUUGAUUGCUAAUAUGGAUAGUAGAUGGUCUGCAAGAAGACUAGAAUCUUCAGCAAAAGUGAUUGUGAAUGCAUUGUUAGAAAAGAAAGCAGAGGAGUUUGGUCGCGGUGGGAUGAGUCGACAAGAAUUAAGAGAUGCAGCCAGGAUGCAAAUUGGGGACACUGGUUUACUUGAUUAUGUAUUGAAAUCUAUGAACAAUGUAAUUGUUGGAGAUCAUAUUGUGUAUCGUGCAGUGAAUCCAAGAACUCGGUUAUUAGAAUACACAAUUCAUGAGCUUGGUAAUGGUGAAGAACUUGAAGCCUUUGAGCCAGAACCAGAAAUACUCAGACACCACCUACUACCACCAACUAUAGAGCAUGGAGCUGAUGUUAGCAGUGAAGUUGUGUAUUUGUACAGGAAUGUGCUUUUGAAUUACCCGGGAUCGAAACUGGUGGGUUUGGCAAGCCAAGUAGUUCUUGAUAGCAAAUACUUUGUAAAGGAAUGGCCUUUUAAGGAUGAACAAGACCAGGUAUUGAGAUUUAUGUGCCAAAUAAUACCAAAUUCUAUCGACGAAAAAUCCGAUUUAACACCUGGGGAGCUGGUAAUGGUUCCAUUGCAUGCGACGAUUCUGGAGCUGAAGAAAGCCGUUCAAACAGCACUGAGAGAUACGUACUGCAUCAUGGAGAAACUAGUGGUGACAGAUAUCGAAAACAUUCCAGGAAUGGAGGAUGGAGAAGUUGUAUUUGGAGCAAUAGAGUCGGGUGCUGAAAUUAGUGUGAGAGGAGAUGGGAUAGAUUUGGAGUCAAAGUAUAAGUAUGAAGGAGGAGAUGAGAAUUGGAAGGUGAAAUGUGAAUGUGGGGCUGAAGAUGAUGAUGGAGAAAGAAUGGUAGCAUGUGACAUUUGUGAGGUUUGGCAACACACACGCUGCCAUGGGAUUCAGGAUUCAGAGACAGUGCCAUUGCUGUUUGUAUGCCCUGGCUGCUGCACUUCUUCAUUUGCAGCAUCAACAACAACUCAAUCACGGUAUGAGUAUGAGUUUGAGAGCACCAAUGAUUUGUUUUUGGCUUCUGAAUCUGAAUUUGGACAUGGGGCUGAGCUUAUUAUUAAGAAUGAUGAUGAGAUGCUUUUGUGA
Messenger RNA from Pistacia vera, 2103 nucleotides. Its product is annotated as PHD finger protein MALE MEIOCYTE DEATH 1. The record is from RefSeq and is a predicted model, not a curated record. Lineage: Eukaryota; Viridiplantae; Streptophyta; Magnoliopsida; Sapindales; Anacardiaceae. The coding region runs from base 1 to 2103 and encodes 700 amino acids. The transcript is spliced from 3 exons.